AAGUUUCUAUUUACAGUGUAAUGGAAGUUAUAACUGUCACCCGCCACUGCCCUAACAGCCAGCAUCCUUUUUCAGUGCCUAGGUGCAAUAUGUAAAAUAAUGGGGACGUUUUUUGUUUUUACCCUUCUGGCGUUAGGGGUACAUGACGCAGUGGCAGUCAUUCACUCCCUCAAGUACUUCUACACUGCAUCCAGAGGGAUCCCAUCUUUCCCCGAGUUUGUGACAGUUGGAUUGGUCAACAAUCAGCCGAUCUCCUACUAUGACAGCACCCAAAGAAGAGAGGUCCCCAAACAGGAGUGGAUGAAGCAAACAGAAGAGGCAGAAUACUGGGAUAAACAGACCAAGAUAUCCAUGGCAACAGAGAAACAAUUCAAAGCAAGUAUAGACACUGUCAGUCAGCGCCUCAAUCAAACAAAAGGGCCCCAUAUUGUUCAGAACAUGUACGGCUGUGAAUGGGACGAUGAAACUGGAAAAGUGAAUGGUUUCAAUCAGUUUGGUUACAAUGGAGAAGACUACAUAGCCUUUAAUCUGGAAACGGAAACUUGGAUUGCCCCAAAGCCAGAAGCCAUGAUCACAAAAAUGAAAUGGGACAGGGACGAGGCAAAAAUUCAGAAGGAUAAAACAUAUCUGACUCAUGUGUGUGUUGAAUGGUUAAAGAAAUACCUUGAAUUUGGAAAACAAUCCCUAAUGAGAACAGUCCUCCCCAGUAUUUACCUCCUGCAGAAGUCUUUCCUUUCCCCGGUCACCUGCCACGCCACAGGUUUCUACCCCGACAGAGCCAUGCUGUUCUGGACUAAAGAUGGAGUCGAGCUCUUUGAAGGCGUUGACCCCGGGGAGAUCCUGCCCAACCACGAUGGAACCUUCCAGGUGAGUACGGAGCUGGACAUGUCUGCUGUCCCAUCUGGAGACUGGGGCAGGUACAACUGCGUGUUCCAGCUCUCUGGAGUCAAAGAGGACAUCAUCACCCAACUGGACAAAGAAAGCAUCAGAAGCAAUGCAGAGAAGAAAAUGCAAACACCUUCCAUUCUUUAAUAACUGUCUUCAUAAUCCCUGCACUAGUGUUCAGUGUUGCUAUACUGUUUGCUGUUGUCCUUCUCCUCAAAAACAAGUACCGUGGGAUAAAGGCAAAAUCUUCCCUAUACCCUCCAUCUUACUCUGAGGUUCAAUCUGAAUAAAGAUCACACAUACUGCAUGGACACUUCACAGUCCUGAUUUUAGCCCAGUUUAGUCCUAAAGUAGACUUGGUUUAGUCAUGUUUUAAUCCUGGUUUAGUCUAGUUUAGUCUGGUUUUGGUUUAGGGCUGCAAGAGUCAUCAGAAUAAUCAAUUAAAUGACUUCUUAAAAUCAAUGACUCUUUUAAUAAUCAUUAAUAGUUUUCUGAACCAUAAUCAAGCUUUCAUAUUCUGAGAAAACAUUUGAUCACGAAGCACACAGCACCAUUAUUAAAUCAAAAUGAGACAGGGAUAAAGCAUAUUUGGAGAUAUUUUACUAGUGGACUACUAAAAUACUUGUAAGUUGCAGCCCUAAAGUUGACUCCCAGUUUUGAUUUUGCAGUGUGAACGCAGCUUUAGUGGUUAAACAUAGUGGAACAUCUUGCCUGCCUGCAGCGUGGGUUUGAGUCUCCAUCGGUUGGCCAAAAGUCUCUACCACUGUAUUCUCUGAUACUUCUGUCAAUAAAUACUUCAAAAAUAUUAUAAAACGCAAACACACAGAAGUUAGGUGGAGGAACAGAGGACACUGGUGAGGAUAAGAGCCACCCCCUGCACCCAGUUUUCUCCCUUCAGUGGAGAUGUGAGCACUAGACUCCGCCCACUGACCUGCUCCACCUGCUUCAACAGUGGUUUGGUCAGUUCCUCCAGCUCCUCAGCACUUUAUCUAUUUAUUUAAUGUAAUUAUGCAUGGACUGCUUUUUACUCUUUUCAUCUUUUUAAUGUCUCUUAACUCUGAUUCUUCUUAUAUGUCUAUUUAUUUAUCUAUAUAAUUACAGCUCAUCUUAUCUUUUUAAGUUGUGGCAAUUCAUAAGACAGGAGGGUUUUUACUGGACAGUUACACUUUGAGUCACAUCCAUCAGAAAACACAAUGUUGUAAAUGCCAUCAGAAGUACAUCUUGUUUGUAAAAUAUUACUCUACAUGUAAACUGAUCAAACGAGACAGUGAGUGGUGCCACAAACAGGGACAGUGGUUUAGUGAUUGGCAGUGUUUGCAUGUUCUCCCUGUGUCUGGGUGGUGUCCUCUGGUUUACCUUAUCCACCUGAACGUGCACAAGAGACUCAUCCUCCAGCUAAAAUCAUCCUGACCAGUAGUGGAAUGUAUUGAAGUAAAAGUAGUAAAGGUAUCUGUACUUUCUACUCCUCUACAUUUUUGAACAGGGCUAAAAAGUUAAAGUUUUUUUUUUAUUAUUGUCUGAGACCUGUCAAAAAGGCUGGUGAUUUAUUUUGAACACAUUUGUAGUUUGGGCAAAUAAAAAUAUACAAAUAAAAACAGUUAGAAAAAA
This is a messenger RNA of Boleophthalmus pectinirostris (great blue-spotted mudskipper), 2493 nucleotides long. Its product is annotated as H-2 class I histocompatibility antigen, Q9 alpha chain-like. The transcript is spliced from 7 exons. The record is from RefSeq and is a predicted model, not a curated record. Lineage: Eukaryota; Metazoa; Chordata; Actinopteri; Gobiiformes; Gobiidae. Bases 100 to 1032 code for a protein of 310 amino acids. Gene Ontology annotation, biological process: immune response. Gene Ontology annotation, cellular component: external side of plasma membrane.